AUGGCCUCCCUGGCAGAACCUUCUUUGCCAUCCAUCAACAACCUGGCCAGCCUGGGGCUGGGGCCCCUGCAGGACACACAGACCAGGAGCCACAAGUGGUGGCAAACAGAUGAGCCUCAGGAUGUGGACCUCCCGGGGGCUGCUCACUGGCCCUACCCGGUGAAGCAGGAACAUCGAGACCCAGGACUCUGGCCCGAGCAGCUGGAGGGGGACAGAGGGGCAGAGGGAGACGAUCCCUGCUGGGACCUGGAUUUUCUUCUCACCAACUUCCCCGGGCCAGGACCAGGGCCGGGGCCGGGGCCGGGGCCUGAGCUAUGCCUAGCUCAUCCUUGUGGCCUGUUCCCGGAGGGCCCAGGCCUUAUGGCCGAGCUCCAGGAUCCCAAGGAGCAACCCAGCUGGGGCUGCGCGGCCCCUCGGCCCCUCGCCACCGACGCAGUGCCCUACGCGGCAAACGCCUUGCCUCCAGGUCCCAGCCCCGGCCUGAAAGCUCAGACAGGGCUACCCCCGUUCUCGCCUUCCUGUCUUAGGGAUGGAGGGGGCGGCUUCCCCCAGCCCGGGCCUGGAUACGCGGGCCCCCCCACUCCCGUGAUGGCUCCCUAUGGGCUGCUGGGGACAUACUCUCCCUUCUACCCGGCCCCUCACUACCAAGCCCGGUUCCAGCUGUAUCGGAGAGAGUCUGCCCCGAGCUCCGGCCCGGGCUCGGGGUCCUUGGCCUUCCUGGGCGCCCCGGCGGCUUCCGAGCCCGCGGAGGAGGCCGCUAGGCCCAAGCGAAGCCGCCGGCCUUGGGCCCGGAAGCGCCAGGCGGCUCACACGUGUGGACACCCAGGCUGUGGGAAGACGUACACCAAGAGUUCCCACCUCAAGGCCCAUCUAAGAACCCACACAGGAGAGAAGCCCUAUGCUUGCUCGUGGGAAGACUGCGGCUGGAAGUUUGCCCGCUCUGACGAGCUGACCCGCCAUUACCGGAAGCACACCGGCCAGCGCCCCUUCCAGUGCCAGCUGUGUUCACGCGCCUUCUCCCGUUCAGACCACCUCGCCUUGCAUAUGAAGCGCCACCUGUGAGGCUAAGCCUGGCCUCCAGGAACGGGAUGGAGCCCCGGCCAAGCCGGGGAUAAGCCACAGAGAGGAAACCAUAGGUAAAAGACUCUGGACCAGGCCCUAACUCGGAUCAUGGAAGGAGCCGGAGACAGAGGGAGUCACGGGGUGCCCAGAAACAGAAGCCCAAAUGGCCAGUGGACUGAGACCUCGAGCCCAGCCCGAUGGCUGGCCAUUUCCAACGGCCACCCUCAGCCCUGGGCACUGAACCCAUGGGGAGUGUGGCCUGUCCUCGGGUGCCCUCAUGUGCCCCCUGGACCCUACUGCUGCUCAGCAGAAGGGCUCUCCUCUGGGCACAGGCUCCCCACUUCCCUCUGGCUGCCCUCCCGGGUGAUCGCCAAACCGUUGCUGUGAAUGGUUACUGCUCCUCCCCCCACCCUCCCUCCGGCCCCAGCCUGCCCCUCUCCUCCAGCCUAGGCCCAUAGUAUGGACGGUCCGGGGCCGGGCUGCCCAGAGCCUGCUUUGUCAAGCUGCC
Gracilinanus agilis (Agile Gracile Mouse Opossum) is the source of this 1570-nucleotide messenger RNA. It is a transcript of the gene KLF1, whose product is annotated as Kruppel like factor 1. NCBI's taxonomy places the organism in Eukaryota, Metazoa, Chordata, Mammalia, Didelphimorphia, Didelphidae. Gene Ontology annotation, biological process: regulation of transcription by RNA polymerase II. Bases 1 to 1062 code for a protein of 353 amino acids. The transcript has 3 exons. Gene Ontology annotation, molecular function: RNA polymerase II cis-regulatory region sequence-specific DNA binding; DNA-binding transcription factor activity, RNA polymerase II-specific. The record is from RefSeq and is a predicted model, not a curated record.